AUGUGUCUGAUGAUGCUCUCCGUGAGCACUAAAAGCCAGAGUGUUGAGAUAUAUAGAGGCAGAGUCUUUUGGGAUAUAAGAUCAAGUCAGAGUGGUAGUUGGAUUUGGAGGAAAUUGCUUAAGUUGCGGAAUCUUGCUCGGUCUUUCCUAUGCUGUUCUGUUGUCUCUGGUUCUCGUGCUCUCUUCUGGCAUGAUGAUUGGACCGACCUCGGUCCAUUAAUCCUUCUCACGGGUGCUAACGGUCCGAGAGUAACGGGUAUUCUGUACUCUGCUACUGUUGCUGAUGCCGUUUGUGAUGGUGUUUGGAUGCUUCCGCGUGGCCGCCAUCCCAUAUCGGUUUUACUUCGGGACAUUCUCCCCACUUCUCCGGAGAUCGUGCAUAACUUGGAUGAUAUCUACACCUCUCCUACUUCAGUUCCAAAUAUUUUCUCUGCCUCUAAAACCUGGACGGCUCUAAACCCAGUAGGACAUGUUGUUUCUUGGGUUUCAUCGGUAUGGUUUUCACAAGCUAUCCCGAAGCAUGCUUUUAUUCUCUGGGUGUUUUGCAGGGAUCGGUUACCCACUCGAGACCGGCUGAGAUCAUGGGGUUUGCCGGUGUCGGAUACUUGCUUGCUGUGGGAUGAUGCUUCGGAAUCUCGGUCACAUCUUUUCUUUGGUUGUAAUUAUGCUUCUCAGAUUUGGAGCUCGCUUCUUACUCACAGGUGUUUAUCUCCUCCUCUCGCUCUAGAUGAUAUUGUCUCUUGGGUCAGAUCGGCUUCAUCUAACCACAGGAUAAAUGUCAUAUGCAAAUUGGUUCUUCAUGCAUCUAUCUAUGAGAUUUGGAAAGAGCGGAAUGCCAGGCUACACAGUGUCGUAUCCAAGCCCGCGGCUCAGGUUGUCAAGGAUAUUCACGCUAUCUUGCGUAGAAACCUUGCCGGUUUAGAUCGCCAAGCUGCCAGCCUACGCCCCAGUUCAGCCUCGAGUAAGGACUCGUUCCUCUCUACUUAG
Messenger RNA from Eutrema salsugineum, 987 nucleotides. RefSeq lists its product as uncharacterized. The record is from RefSeq and is a predicted model, not a curated record. The transcript is spliced from 2 exons. Lineage: Eukaryota; Viridiplantae; Streptophyta; Magnoliopsida; Brassicales; Brassicaceae. The coding region runs from base 1 to 987 and encodes 328 amino acids.